Puccinia graminis f. sp. tritici CRL 75-36-700-3 is the source of this 426-nucleotide messenger RNA. RefSeq lists its product as uncharacterized. The coding region runs from base 1 to 426 and encodes 141 amino acids. Lineage: Eukaryota; Fungi; Basidiomycota; Pucciniomycetes; Pucciniales; Pucciniaceae. The record is from RefSeq and is a predicted model, not a curated record. The transcript has 2 exons.
AUGCCCGACCUGCCGCCGGUUUUCUUCUCUUGGUGGCUCAUUUCGAUCGUUGCGCUGGUCUGUCACAUAUUCGGCUGCCUACCUGUCUAUGCUCCCCAAAAACUCAGCCAACACAGGUUUCGGAGUGAAAAGCUGUUCUCGGCGACGCUAUGGAUCCUAGGUCUUGGUUGGACUCUUGGAUUUUCAGCUGUCUUGUCAUUGGCAUGUUUUGUCGAGGGUUUCGGAGACGAGUACAACCUCUUCUCAGCUGACUUCGUUUACAAUCAAGCAUCGGCUGGAAACAUCUUCGUACUACUGACAAUCGCGAUGGUAGCACAAGUUAUAAUAGGUCUUGCAGUCAUCGUCCAAAUCUCGAACGCACCUAACAAAGGCACAGAAGAAUUUUCUUCUUCUUGGACUGAUCAUCUACGGGUUACGGGGCCAUAA